AUAAACGCCGGCUCCCGCUCCGGCACUGUUGUGCUACUACGGCGCCGGCUCUGCUCUGCUCUGCUCUGAGGCUCCACCGGAGCCUGCACAGUAGUACGCACAGGACAGCACAGUAGCGAGGGCAGGAGAGACGCUCGGCAAACCCUUUGUGAUGACCAGGAAAGGGCACCGAAUUAUAUUUUUCAGUCUUCCACUCGUGACCCACCAAAGCAUAAACGGAGACUGGGCGACGACUUGUGAUGAACAAGGUCGUCUUCCUCACAAAUAUCUACGCCCUCCAUCUACUCUCUGUCAGCUACCCUCCCCAGGUAAUUAGAUUAAUCCCUUAUUCGGAUGAUGGUAUAUAUGCUCAGGAUCCAGCCGCUUGAGAGAGCUACUUCGCUUUUGAGAUUAGUUAACAACAAGGCGGAUAUUAUGCACGCUUGAUCGAGCAGUUGCCAUCAACUGCAAGAAGGAACCGUGGUAUGAGGACAUUGAUUCUAGUAGCAGUUAUAUAAAGAUAUGAAUCGCCUUAAUGUUUGCUGACCCCAAAUUACCUAUCUCAGCAAACUGCAUGAGCUGCCAAUAUGGAAGGUAAAGGAAUCAACCGCCAAUCUGCUGUGGAUCUCAUGGCAGGGGCCAUUGGAUGCCUACUCCCCAAGCUGGGCGAGUUCCUCAAGCAGGAGCACAAUCUGGAAACUAGUAUAAAGCAGGACAUAGAGUCUCUUGAUACACAGCUGAGGACAAUAAUGGACACUGCCCUGCCAUGGGUGCAGCAGGACGAUAAGCAUUGUGCCUACCAACUGAGAGGGCUGUCAUAUGACAUAGAAGAUAUCAUGGACAACUUGCUGCUACUCGUCGGCAAGGCCUCAGCCUCAAAGCCUAUCACAAACCAGGACAGCUUCAAGGAGACGUUGGAAGACAUCAAGAUCCAGGUGAAAAAUCUGGCUGCCUCACAUGCUGGCAAUUUUGUGGCUACGAUAAGUACUGUUGAUCCAUGCCUUGAUGACAUGUACUACAAAGGAUCAAGACGACUUGUUGGCACCCACAAGUUAAGAGAUACACUCAUAUCUAGCAUGUCUUCAUCGUCUCAGCGACUGAAGAAAAUUUCUAUCUGGGGUGCUGGAGGGAUGGGCAAGACCACUCUUGCAAAAGCAGUCUAUGAAAAUAUGAAAGGCGACUUCCAUUGCAGCACUUUUGUUUCUAUUGGCCGACUACCUGAUAUGAAGAAAGCCUUGAGGGACAUUCUCAUAGAUAUUGGCAAGGAAAGGUAUAUGGUUCUUAACAUGACCAAGCUGGAUAAAAGGCAGCUCAUUGAUGAGCUCCGACAUUUCCUGAGAAACAAGAGAUUCUUAAUUGUUAUCGAUGAUAUAUGGGACAUGCCUUCAUGUGAAGUAAUUAAAUGUGCUUUGGUGGAUAGUGGUUGUGGAAGUAGAAUAAUCACAACUUCUUGUAGAAUCGACGUCGCAGAAACAAGUGGUGAAGUUUUCGAGCUAAUGCCACUUUCCAUUGAUGACUCCAAGGAACUAUUCUAUGCCACAUUAUUUAGUAGUAAAAGCACAAUUACUUUUGAUCCACUAGAUGAGCAGUUCACUGAAUAUAUUCUUCACAAAUGUGGUGGUGUACCAUUGGCUAUAAUUACAAUAGCUAGUUUGUUGGCCCGUAAACCACAAGACGAAUGGACUAGGGUGUACAACUCUAUUGGAUUUGGGCAUGAAGAUUAUAUAGCUGUCGAGAACACAAGAAAGAUAAUCCAAUGUAGUUACUAUGACCUACCAAGCCAUCUAAAGACCUGCAUAUUGUAUUUAAGCAUAUUUCCCGAAUACUAUGUAAUUGAGAAAGACGCAUUGGUGUGGAGAUGGGUAGCUGAGGGCUUUGUGCAUGAAGAACAAGGGAAAUCCUUAUUUAAGGUCGGAGAGAGGUACUUGUAUGAGCUUAUUAGUAGAAGCAUGAUCGAGCUAGUAGAAAAUGAGGGCACCAACAUACGUGCUUGCCGUGUUCACGAUAUGGUGCUUGAUUUGAUCCGUCCUGUAGGAAAACAAGAAGACUUUAUUACUAUAUUGGAUGGGUAUGAUCAUGAUCAACGUCAAUCUUAUCAAAGCAAUGCUCGUAUAAUAGCCAUCCAAAAUAGAGUCCUGGAGAAGCAUGAUCUGAUGACUAGAAUGCACAAACCAAAAGUGAGGUCAUUUAACGGCUAUGCGUGCCGUAUUAGCAGUAUGACGUUACUACGACUGGGUUUUCAGAAUUUGCGUGUCCUUUCUUUAGAAGGUUGUGAGAUAACUGCAGACGGUUCUGAUGGUCUGAAGAAUCUUGCGGGGUUACUUCACUUGAGAUACCUUGGACUUCAUGGGAGGAAUAUUUGGAAUCUGCCAAUGGAAAUUGGUGAUUUAAGAUAUUUACAGACACUAGUCUUGACGGAUACCUACAUAACGGCACUGCCACACAGUGUUACCCUGCUAAGACAACUGAAGUGCUUGUGGUGUUUUGGGUUAAUACUAGAAUUGCCAGAAGGGAUGGGAAACCUAACAUCAUUGGAAGAGCUGCGGUUGGGGACACUUGACAGUAAUUCCCUAAACUUUGCCAAAGAGCUGAGCAAGAUGAAAGAUCUACGGGUGCUCAGUAUUAUUAACACAGACACUUUCUAUGGCAAGUGGAUGGAAUCCUUAACAGAGUCUCUAAGUAAAUUGCAAAAAAUGGAAGAACUAGAGCUUUUUUGUGAUGGACCGAGCAGCGACAAGCCCUGCUGCAGCCAUGUCAUUGCUCCUGGAGCAUUCCCCAAACUGCAGUACCUCAGAACGAAAACCUGGCUGAUGUUUCAUCCAGGUGCUGUGCCUUGCCUUAAAUCUGUUGAGCUCCACAUCCAUGUGCACGCCCUCAAGGAUGCCAACUUUGACUUCCACGACUUCUCUAAAUUGAGUUACCUCCGUUUGCUUGAGAAAGCCCAUGUUCAAAUCAACUGCUGGGGAGGCAAGAUGGAGGAUGUAGAGGAGGCGGAGGUAGCACUGAAGCAAGUACUCCACAGCCAUCCGAACCGUUCCACACUUAUUCUUGAAAGAUUUGGUCGGUGUGCAGAUAACAAGGAGUUCAAGAAGAUAUCCCAAAAGAAAAUAUGGGUCAAAGAUAAAUAUCGAAAACCAUGCAAAGUCAAAUGUAUGGGCUUCCUUGACCUUGGGUACAGUGACAAGUUACACCAUUCUCGAGUGGGACCAGAAGUCAUUACAUUAGAAUCAUUAAUUAUAAUGACAGGAUUUCUCCAAUAAGCGAAAGCUUGGUAGCGGGACGUUUGGAACAGUA
Messenger RNA from Sorghum bicolor (sorghum), 3273 nucleotides. Its product is annotated as putative disease resistance RPP13-like protein 2. Gene Ontology annotation, biological process: defense response to other organism. Gene Ontology annotation, molecular function: ADP binding. The transcript is spliced from 6 exons. The record is from RefSeq and is a predicted model, not a curated record. Bases 567 to 3239 code for a protein of 890 amino acids. Lineage: Eukaryota; Viridiplantae; Streptophyta; Magnoliopsida; Poales; Poaceae.